Aspergillus tubingensis is the source of this 1296-nucleotide messenger RNA. RefSeq names its product tRNA methyltransferase TRM7. The transcript has a single exon. Gene Ontology annotation, cellular component: cytoplasm. NCBI's taxonomy places the organism in Eukaryota, Fungi, Ascomycota, Eurotiomycetes, Eurotiales, Aspergillaceae. The coding region runs from base 1 to 1296 and encodes 431 amino acids. The record is from RefSeq and is a predicted model, not a curated record. Gene Ontology annotation, biological process: tRNA methylation; cytoplasmic translation. Gene Ontology annotation, molecular function: tRNA methyltransferase activity.
AUGGGUAAAUCCUCCAAAGACAAGCGCGAUGCCUACUACCGUCUCGCCAAGGAACAAAACUGGCGCGCCCGAUCCGCCUUCAAACUGAUCCAAAUCGACGAGCAAUUCGAUCUAUUCGAGCACGAGAACCCAGACAAAGUCACCCGAGUCGUCGAUCUGUGCGCCGCCCCGGGCAGCUGGAGUCAAGUGCUGAGUCGCGUUCUGAUCAAGGGCGAGAGUUUUGGUCGUCGCGCCUGGGUCGAGAAGAAGCGCAAGGAAAAGGAAGCCCUCGAACGAGUCCGCAAUGGCUCAAACACCACAACCACCUCAUCAGAAGAUACCGACAUGACCGAACUGAAACCCCGCAAGAACGUCAAAAUCGUCUCCAUCGAUCUCCAACCCAUGGCGCCUCUCGAAGGCAUCACCACCCUCAAAGCAGACAUCACCCACCCCUCCACCAUCCCCCUCCUCCUGCGCGCCUUGGACCCUGAAGCCUACGACUCCACCUCCACCUCUACCACCCCCUCCGCCAUUCGUCCCCCUCACCCCGUCGACCUGGUCAUCUCUGACGGCGCUCCGGACGUAACAGGCCUGCACGACCUCGACAUCUACAUCCAAUCGCAACUACUUUACUCGGCACUCAACCUCGCCCUGGGCGUCCUCCGCCCCGGCGGCAAAUUCGUCGCCAAGAUCUUCCGCGGCCGCGACGUCGAUCUCCUCUACGCGCAACUCCGCACUGUGUUCGAGAAAGUCAGCGUUGCGAAGCCGCGGAGUAGUCGCGCUAGUAGUCUGGAGGCGUUCGUCGUGUGCGAGGGAUUCAUCCCGCCUUCCAUCCACGCCGGAACAGAGGCGCUGAAGAACCCUAUCUUCGGGGGUGUGGCUGUCCCGCCUCCUGUCUCAACGGACGGAAACGUCGGAGUGGAGGUGGUCGAGAGCGAGGACGAGGCACGCCCCGUCAAGCUGGCCCGCUAUGCUCCGGCCGAGGCGACCCUAGGCGCUGCUUCAGCGGAGUCUAGCCAGACGGAGGCGCGACUGCUUCACGAUGACUCGUUGGCGUCGGUGACGCCUACGCCGUUGGCGUAUAAGUCUGCCGGUGAGAAGUUCGCUGUCGAGAACAGGUGGAUUCCUAGGUUCAUUGCAUGCGGUGAUCUCUCGGCUUGGGAUUCGGAUGCCUCGUACACGCUGCCGCCGGAUCAUGUCAGUUUGGAUCCGGUGCAGCCGCCUACGGCCCCGCCUUAUCGGCGGGCCUUGGAGUUGAGGAAGGAGAAGGGUGGUGCGUAUGGAAAGACGAAGUUGGGUAGUCUGGGACGGGCUUGA